AUGAGUAAGCAGAGCAAGCAUGCGAAACAGGCGAAACAGCUUGGAGAGGACAUCUGGAAAUCACAGACGGUGAAGAUUAACAGUGAAUUGUUCACGCUGACAUACGGAUCCUUGGUGGCCCAGAUAUGUCGAGAGGAGAAGUUUGAUUACGAAAAGAUCAACAAUGUGUUGUUUGACAUGGGUCGGAACAUUGGGGUGAGAUUGAUAGAGGAGUUUUUGAGCAAGACGAGCCUGGAGCGGUGCUCGAGUUUUAAAGAGACUAGUGAGGCUAUCUGCAAGAUUGGGUUCAAGAUGUUUCUCAAUGUGGUGCCAAAUGUAACCUACUGGAGUGCCGACGGGCGCACGUUUCAAUUGACGCUGCUUGAGAACCCCUUGUCUGACUUUGUGGAGCUCCCGGACGACAUCGACGAGGGCAGUGCCCGGAAGGAGCUCUGGUACAGCAACAUCCUCUGUGGGGUUCUCAAGGGCGCCCUUGAGAUGGUGCAGCUGGAUUGCCAGGUUUGGUUUGUGAGCGACGUGCUACGGGGCGAUGCAUCGACCGACAUUAAGAUCCGCUUGGUCCAGGUACUCAAGGACGAGAUCCCAGACGGGGAUGAGUAG
Messenger RNA from Pichia membranifaciens NRRL Y-2026, 600 nucleotides. RefSeq lists its product as hypothetical. The transcript is spliced from 2 exons. The record is from RefSeq and is a predicted model, not a curated record. Gene Ontology annotation, biological process: intra-Golgi vesicle-mediated transport; endoplasmic reticulum to Golgi vesicle-mediated transport. Gene Ontology annotation, cellular component: cis-Golgi network membrane; TRAPP complex; cytosol. Bases 1 to 600 code for a protein of 199 amino acids. Lineage: Eukaryota; Fungi; Ascomycota; Pichiomycetes; Pichiales; Pichiaceae.